GGAGGAGAAGGGCGGGAGCGAGUCGCCGCCGCCGCCGAGGGGCUGGGAGGCCGGAGCGCAGCCCGCAGCCCCCGCCGGGGUGACCUCUGCAGCCGCGGGACCCCGCGUUCGGGGCCGCCCCGCUCCCUUUCAAUGAAGAUAUUCAAAUGUUGUUUUAAAUACCCCCUACAGCAGAAAGUUUUCAUCCUGUUUUUAACCCUAUGGCUGUUCUCCUUGUUGAAGCUUCUAAAUGUGAGAAGACUCCUCUUCCCUCAAAGAGACAUUUACUUGGUUGAGUACUCCUUAAGUACCUCACCUUUUGUAAGAAACAAAUACACUCACGUUAAGGAUGAAGUCAGGUAUGAAGUUAACUGUUCUGGUAUCUAUGAACAGGAGCCUCUGGAGAUUGGCAAGAGUCUGGAAAUAAGAAGAAGGGACAUCAUCGACUUGGAGGAUGAUGAUGUAGUGGCAAUGACCAGUGAUUGUGAGAUUUAUCAGACUCUAAGAAGGUACCCUCAAAAGCUUGUUUCAAGAGAGGAGAAAAGCUUCCCAAUAGCCUAUUCUUUGGUUGUCCACAAAGACGCAAUUAUGGUCGAAAGGCUUAUCCAUGCUAUAUACAACCCACACAAUAUUUACUGCAUCCAUUAUGACCGCAAGUCACCUGGUACCUUCAAAGUUGCCAUGAACAAUUUAGCUAAGUGCUUCUCCAAUAUUUUCAUUGCUUCUAAAUUAGAGGCUGUGGAAUAUGCCCACAUUUCCAGACUCCAAGCUGAUUUAAAUUGCUUGUCAGACCUUCUUAAGUCUUCAGUUCAGUGGAAAUAUGUUAUCAACCUAUGUGGGCAAGAUUUUCCCCUAAAGUCAAAUUUUGAAUUAGUGUCGGAGUUGAAGAAACUCAAUGGAGCUAAUAUGUUAGAGACUGUGAAACCCCCUAACACUAAAAUGGAAAGAUUCACUUAUCACCACGAACUCCGACAGAUGCCUUAUGAAUAUAUGAAGCUACCGAUAAGAACAAACAUCUCCAAGGAAGCACCCCCUCAUAACAUUGAAGUAUUUGUUGGCAGUGCUUAUUUUGUGUUAAGUCAAGCAUUUGUUAAAUAUAUUUUCAACAACUCCCUCAUUAAAGACUUUUUUGCCUGGUCUGAAGAUACAUACUCUCCCGAUGAGCACUUUUGGGCUACCUUAAUUCGGGUUCCAGGAGUACCUGGGGGAAUUUCCAGAUCAGCCCAGGAUGUGUCUGAUCUACAGAGUAAGACCCGCCUCGUCAAAUGGAAUUAUUACGAAGGCUUUCUCUACCCCGGUUGUACUGGCUCUCACCUUCGAAGUGUGUGCAUUUAUGGAGCCGCAGAAUUGAGGUGGCUUAUAAAAGAUGGACAUUGGUUUGCUAAUAAAUUUGAUUCUAAGGUGGAUCCUAUCUUGCUUAAAUGCUUGGCAGAAAAGCUUGAAGAACAACAGAGAGAGUGGAUCACUUUGUCUUCAGAAAAGUUAUUUAUGGACAGAAAUCUCACAAUCACAUCAUUAUAGUAAAAUCCUGAUGAGAAUGAGAGGACCUCUGAUAAAUGGAGUCAAUGUGGAACUGUAUACAAUACCAUGCAUGACACCAUUCAAACUUCAUCCUCUCGUAGUUUGAAAGGUGUCUAAAAUUCCAUGCACAAGGGAAAGUGAUCUAGCCUUUGAUGACAUUAGCCUGCAGUUGGUUAGGUUUGUUAAUGUCUGUUUUUGCUUGUACUCCCACUGAGCUAAAUCAGUUGUCAGAUAUUCAUUGAGCACCUAACUGAAUGACAGGCACUUUUUUAAAGACUGUGGCUUACCCUCAUCACACAGCAACCUUAAUACCUUUAAGUUCUCCACAUAACAAUCAGGAUUCUACUGAAGUAGCUUUCGGAGUAUGUGGUAUCAUAUAAUCACAUAACCUACCCAUUUCAGAGUAUGUUUAAGUACAAUGACCAACACUCCACUUGGAUCUUAAUUCAGCUUCAUAGACAUUUCCUAACCAUUAGAAGUUUAGGAGGAGAGACUCCACUACCUCAGAAAAGCUCAAAGAAUUGUCCAGUUUGCUGCUUGCCAAAGCAUAAUUUGCCUUUUGAAAACAACUAUUACCAAGCCCCAUUCUUAAAAAAGAGUAACCAUUGUGCACAGCUAAGUUCUGCAAAACAUCUGUACCAGUUCAUUCAGGUGUGUGAUUGCGGACAAGCAAAGUCACUCUGGUCUCUAUGAACUUCCAUUUUCCUGGUCUUUGAAAUGAGCACUUAGAUGCCUAUCCUGGCUUCUUCACAGGUUUUUUUGUGAGGAUCAAUUGAAAUAGUAUAUGAAGUGGUUUGAAAAUAGGGACAAAGUAUUGAAAUGGCAGAGAAGUGGUACCUGUAGUUGUAUAAGGCAAAGGUCCAACCCCAUUGAAAGACUUAAACAUUUACCUUUUCUGAAAAAACUCUGAAAUAUAAAAAGAGGCCACAAUUGCAGGUGCAACUUCUGUCACCAAAUCCGGCAUGAGGAAACGCCCAUCGCCAUGUCUAGGGUUUCUUUUUAAACCAAUAGGAUUAGCGGGUUGAUCCAGUGGUUUAUAUUGGGAAUGAUGGCAGACAUACGUUUCCAACCGUGCAGGAUUAAAUACACAAGAUCCUGUUGAAAUCUCAGUUUUUAUGCCGUUGGUCAUUAAAGUAAAUGUAAAUGCUGAAAAAUAAUUAUCCGCCUCCUGGUCCAGCAUCCUGUCUCCUAGUGAGAAAUGAUUCUAUCCCCGAUUUAUUGGGACAUUUCCCAAGUUGUUCAGCACUCUAAUGCCAUGUUCAAAUGAAGCAUGCAAGGAUGAAAAGGGGAUGGUGCCUUCUUUCCCCCAUUGAUACGUUUCUCUGGACUCAGUUUGUAACAUUUCAGGGAGCUUGUCAGAUCACACUCUUUUGCCUUGGGAAUCCUGCAGGCUUCCCAUAUGCCUUCAAACCUGAUUCUUCCCUUAAGCCUUUGGGUAGGAUUCCUUCCCUGCUAUGGAGAAUGCUCUGCAGUCUGUGUUUUAUUCUUUGCAUAGUAUUUAUUGAAUCUAGACUCUAAGUUAUUUGGAGAUGAGACCAGAACCUUGGAUUUUGUAAAUUGUAUGUAAGUAUUAGAUAAUAUUAAUAAUGAAAGAGCUACCAAAAUAUAUCUAUAUUAUGUGAACAAUCUACUGUAAUAUUAUACAUAUUUAAAGACCAGUGUUGCUGCUAUUUUUAAUGUUCUGGUUAUUAAUAAAUGAAAUGUAUAUAUUUAAAUAUGAAGAUUUCUCUUGCCAUCCAGAAUGUGAAGAUACAUGUACAUACAUAUUAAUAUAUAGACAUAUUUCAUGGAAAAUAAAAAUGACAAUCCACUUUGGGAAUAUAAUGUGAAUGUACCGUUAUGUAUGUUGCACUUGUGUUUUUGUUGAUGAAGUGAAAGUUUUGAUUUUUUUUCAUAUAUUUAUAUCAACUGGUCUCUAAAUCUACUUUGUUUUCUGACCAUUUUUGAAAUACACUUACUGUUAUAUGACUUUUAA
This is a messenger RNA of Lemur catta (Ring-tailed lemur), 3475 nucleotides long. RefSeq names its product glucosaminyl (N-acetyl) transferase 4 (gene GCNT4). Gene Ontology annotation, molecular function: acetylglucosaminyltransferase activity. Lineage: Eukaryota; Metazoa; Chordata; Mammalia; Primates; Lemuridae. The record is from RefSeq and is a predicted model, not a curated record. The coding region runs from base 133 to 1500 and encodes 455 amino acids. Gene Ontology annotation, cellular component: membrane. The transcript has 3 exons.